AUGGCGCUCUCCGGUUCAUGUGCCCUCCUGGGGCGACAUGGAUUUAACCGGAGUGCAGUGAAAAAUGUUUAUAAUUCAUGGAACAAUUCAUUGCUGCGGAAUACCCCAAAGGGAAUAAUAUCGAGAUGUGUAAGUCAAACAGAUAUGCAUCAUAUAAUUCACGAAGGGGAGCCCCAAUUACGUCCGAAGAAAAUCAGCAAAGCCAUGAAGGCGUAUAUCCAGCGAGCUAAGGAAUAUGAGGAAUUUAUCCUCAAAGAAAGUAGAGAAUUCGAUGUUGGAAAGAGACAUCUUGCUAAUAUGAUGGGACAGCCCGCAGAAACAUUCACCCAAGACGACGUGAACGCUGCCCUCAAGUAUCUGUUUCCGUCUGGCUUGUUCGAGCCCAGAGCACGGCCAAUUAUGGAUGAUCCGAAAAAGAUAUUUCCAGCGAAGAAAGCUGCACAGUUUGACGAAGAGGGGAGGCCCUUUCAUUUCCUCUUUUAUACCAGAACCCCUAAUUUUUAUCAAGCUCUUUAUAUUAAUACUUGGUUGAUUAUUUAUGUAAAUCAGGAUCUAGUCGAACACAUGGAGCAAUUGGAUAAGAUGCAGGAUAAUGAGAUUCGUCAGGGGUUGCAGCCAACUCCCGAGAAUAAAAUGGAUUUAAUUUCAUCCUCUUGGUUAUCACAAGAUGAUAUGGAGAAAAUAUUUCUGGAGCCUUUGGCGGAGAGACAGUACAAUUACUUCAUAGCAUCAGCUCAGCGCCUGGCAGAUCAUCCGUAUUCUGCUGUCUGCGAGGAUUUCCUCAUGCGAUUCCGGAAACUACGCAAGGCGGAAGUCGGAGGCCUGCUGCAGUAUAAUGAUCAAGGAAGACCCUACGUCGUAGUAUCACAAUGUAGACAGAAAACUGCAACGGCGGAAGUUAAACUCUGGGGUGAUGGCUCAGGCCAGAUAAAAAUCAACUCCAAAGAUAUCACCUACUUCGAAAGAAUUCAUCAUCGUGAACAAGUACGUUUUUUAUCAUACAAAAAAUACACAAACGCAUAG
This is a messenger RNA of Fopius arisanus, 1023 nucleotides long. RefSeq names its product mitochondrial ribosomal protein S9 (gene mRpS9). The transcript has 9 exons. NCBI's taxonomy places the organism in Eukaryota, Metazoa, Arthropoda, Insecta, Hymenoptera, Braconidae. The record is from RefSeq and is a predicted model, not a curated record. Bases 1 to 1023 code for a protein of 340 amino acids.